Messenger RNA from Cryptococcus wingfieldii CBS 7118, 2268 nucleotides. RefSeq lists its product as hypothetical. NCBI's taxonomy places the organism in Eukaryota, Fungi, Basidiomycota, Tremellomycetes, Tremellales, Cryptococcaceae. Bases 1 to 2268 code for a protein of 755 amino acids. The transcript has 3 exons. The record is from RefSeq and is a predicted model, not a curated record.
AUGGCCGCUUUUGAGGUAUCAGCUGCAGGGGUACCCUCCUCCACCCCUGAGACAGCACCCAUCCUACUCCUCCCUCCCGAGAUCAUCGACCACUUCCUCACUCUAGUCCCUCCUUCCGAGCUUCAGCUCACAGCCCUGUCCUUACUCAAAGUCUUUCCGAACCACAACAUCUCAAGGCGGCAUCUAUGGAGGCACCUGAUUGUGUUCAGAGCUGGGCAGCUAUGGCCCCUGUGGCAAGUGUUGAAGCAGGAGGAAAUGAUGAGGCGGGGUGUCAGCACUUUUUGUCUGCAAUCGUGGCAGGGAGAUGCGGACAUCCUAAACAAUGUGAUGCGCCGUCUCACCCACCUCCAUACCCUCAUGCUCAACAUUGGAACCAAUUUUGCGCCGGGGCAUUUGGAAGAGAUGUUUGAAAAUCCGAGGAUGGACUUGGAGAGGAUGGAACUGAGGUUCAGGCCGUAUGUGGAGCAAGCAAGCUAUUAUCAGUUUUUGGCUGGGUCGUACUUCGAUACUGCUAUCGAAACGCUGACGAAGAAAUGGCCCGUUUGUCCAAACUUCACUCAUUUGAGUAUCGUACAGGACCUCCCCCCUCGGUCCACUGUCCCUCCAACGGCUCGAACCACUGCUGCCAACUCUGCGGCCAACUCUGGAGUGAACUCCCUGGCCAAUUCCAUCUCGGACCUCCGCCUCGAAGCUCCUUCAGGCCAAUCCACCGCAUCGCCGUCCGACAGCGAUAACGAAGACUCCACCCCUCCCACGUCCGUCGAUGAUCCGAACCCAUACGACAGAUCCAGGACGAAAGCCUACACUGGCCAUGGUCCGUUUGGUAACCCUUUUCUCAACGAAAAGAUGGGCAUCACCAAACCCAAGACUUUUGCUCAGCCUAUCGUCUUCUUCGAUAUUCGGUGUAUCGCGACAUUUGGCGGCAGCGCUUCGGCUGCCAGCCUCACUCACCUCCGUAUCCGUGUCCCCUCUCGCGACCUGGCGCGGGUGAUGACCUUGCCCCCUCCCCGAGGAUCUCGCUCUCAAACCCUCUUCCCCGAACUCCGCUACCUUGACAUUUCCACCACCAACGUCCGUAUCGACACCACCUUCUCCGCCCUGCUAAAGCAGUAUCACAAACUCGAGCAUCUCGUCCUCGACCGAGUCAACCUGUUUGGGUUUACAGCGCGAGAAAAGGGCUUGGAGUUGUGUAGCGACUUGGGAGCGCUCUUGGUGAAUGCAGGUUUGGCGAGGUCGAAAGAGCGUGAAAAGCAGAUGACGGCUUGGGAAGUGGCAGAAAGGGUGAGGCAAGCGGAGGCGGCUGCUGAAGCUGCUCGUCGAGAGGCGGAGCUACGGGCAGAGGAGGAAGAAGGUGAGGAAGAGCAGGGCGAGACAGAUGAAGACAGGCGAGCGAGGGAGGCCAGGGAGGAGAUUGAGCGGAACCUGGAAGCAAACAGGCGUCGUCGGGGACCUCGGUCCAUGGCCAUGUCGACUUUCUCGCUACGGGAUCGCCCGAGGAGGACUGUAGCGGACUCGUCAGCAUCGUCGAGCACCAACAGUCUUCCUCUUCCCCCGCAAGACAAGCUGUACUUUGUUCUUCCGCCUCUACCGACGCUCAAAUCGUUAUCCAUCGGCGGCGAAGCGCAUACCUUGUCAGCAGACAAGGUGCAGGACUGGGAAGACCAGUUCCACGAAGGAUGGCUGGAAGGGCUGGAGCGUAUCUUGGGCUGGGCGGCGCACUUGGCAGACAAGUACGAGCGAGCGCAGAAGAAGGCUGAGGAAUGGCGUGUUGCCGAGCAGAAACGUCUCGGACAGUCCAGCUCCUCGACACCUGCUGCUCCCACCGGCCCUGGGGCAAAGGGAAGUAAGAGCAAGGGCAAGCUCCCCGCCGCUCCGAAAGUCAACAUCAAGCCACCCACCGACAUCCGUCUUUUCCGUUUCCCGCACCCUUCUGAACCAUACUCCACCGAGGAAGACGUCAACGUCCGACCGGGACCACACAACCUUACUGCGGGUCUUGUUGAGAUUCUGCCCGCUUCUCCCGCCGGUCGAGAGUACCUCGAGCCAUACAAGACGGCCAUGUCGGAUGCCCAGCUUUACUUGGACGGGCAGGCUGGGGAGACGGCGAGGCCGCCGUGUGUGUUCUGUACGGUCCCCGACUGCGAGGGGCCGGCGAGAAAGGGUGCGGAAGGAGAGAAGGUGGACGGGAGAGGCGGGAUGAAUGGGAAGCACAGGGAUGGAUGUGGGCAUAUGCUCGGGAGGGAGACUUGGGGCUGGAAUGGCUUGUGA